This is a messenger RNA of Pelmatolapia mariae (spotted tilapia), 1734 nucleotides long. Its product is annotated as organic cation/carnitine transporter 2-like. Lineage: Eukaryota; Metazoa; Chordata; Actinopteri; Cichliformes; Cichlidae. The record is from RefSeq and is a predicted model, not a curated record. Gene Ontology annotation, molecular function: quaternary ammonium group transmembrane transporter activity. Gene Ontology annotation, cellular component: membrane. The coding region runs from base 1 to 1653 and encodes 550 amino acids. The transcript has 11 exons. Gene Ontology annotation, biological process: transmembrane transport; quaternary ammonium group transport.
AUGCAGGAUUAUGAUGAAGUCACAGCAUUUCUUGGUCAUUGGGGACAUUUCCAGCAAAGUGUUUUCUUCCUACUUUGUGCCAGCGUGUUGCCAAAUGGAUUUGGUGCUUUUUCCCUCAUCUUCCUGACUGACAUUCCCAGACACCACUGCCUGGUUCCCGAUAUUAACUUGACAGAAGACUGGCAUCAAGCUAUCAUUCCAAUGGAGAUGGUGAAUGGGAAGCUGGAGCUGAGCAGAUGUCGGAGAUACAGGCUGGAUGUGGUCAGAAAUCUUUCAGCUCAGGGAUAUAUUCCAGGCCAGGAUGUUAAUCUCACUAACCUGGAGCAAGAGGGGUGUGUUGAUGGGUGGAGCUAUAGCAAAGACAUCUAUAAAUCCACUAUAGUCUCUGAGUUUGACCUGGUAUGCAGUGAAGAGUGGAAGCAGCCGUUUACUUCCACAGUUUACUUCAUGGGAGUUUUAGUUGGAUCCUUUUUUUCAGGACAGCUGUCAGACAGAUUUGGAAGAAAGCCAGUUCUGUUUCUGACCAUGGCACUUCAGACUCUUUUCACUUUUGUUCAAAUCUUCUCAUCAUCUUGGACAGUGUUCUGCAUCCUCCUGUUCAUCAGCGGUUUGGGACAAAUCUCUAACUAUGUUUCUGCUUUUGUGCUCGGCACUGAAAUCUUCACUGGCAAUGUGCGGGUCCUUUUCUCAUCCAUGGGUGUUUGUCUUGCCUUUGCCUUUGGCUUUAUGAUGCUUCCUCUCUUUGCCUACUUUUUAAGGGACUGGACAUCUCUCCUGUUAGGUAUAUCUCUCCCUGGCCUUCUCUACCUUCCUCUUUGGUGGUUAAUCCCAGAGUCUCCUCGGUGGCUGCUUUCACAGGGAAGAGUGGAGGAGGCAGAGAACAUAGUGAAAUAUGCUGCCAAGAAGAACAAAGUAGAGGCUCCACAGGUCAUCUUUGAUGAUUACGAUUCACCAGCAGAAAAGACUCAGGCUAAUGAACAUUACAGUAUCUUCAGCCUGCUAAGGACUGCAAACAUCAGAAACACAUCGAUCAUUCUCUGCCUUGUGUGGUUCACUCUAAGUACUGGCUACUUUGGCUUAUCCCUAAAUACAUCUCGACUUCAUGCCGAUCCAUUUAUCAGCUGUUUCAUCUCAGCAGCCGUGGAGGUUCCAGCAUACAUUACCAGCUGGCUGGCUUUGCAAUACCUUCCACGACGACUCGCUGUCAUAAGCAUCUUGCUCCUUGGAGGAGUAUCACUGUAUUUCAUUCAACUUGUGCCUCAUGGUCUAUCAUAUCUGUCUAUUACUCUAGAGAUGGUGGGCAAAUUUGGUAUUACCACCGGUACUGCCCUGAUGUUUGUAUAUACAGCAGAGCUGUUCCCAACAGUACUCAGGAAUACUGCAACAGGAAUGUGUACUACUGCAUCCAGAGUGGGAAGCUGUAUUGCACCAUUUUUGUUAAAGCUGAGUCAGUACUUUAAAUAUCUGCCUUAUAUUACACUGGGGACUCUUGCUGUUGUGUCUGCCUUCGCUACUGUGUUCCUACCAGAGAGUUUCGGACGGCCUUUGCCUCAAACUAUUGAACAGAUGCAUAAAAGAGAAAGAAUGAAAUGUCCCUUCAUUACUAGAAAAGGACAAUCAAAACACGUGAAGAUUUUUGAAAGUCGACUAUGAUUGUUUCCAACACUGAUGACUCACGAAUAUAUUGUUUUUACUUCCUGUGUCUCACUGCUAUGUUUUGCUGUUCUUUGCAUU